This is a messenger RNA of Zygotorulaspora mrakii, 657 nucleotides long. It is a transcript of the gene NAS2, whose product is annotated as Nas2p. Lineage: Eukaryota; Fungi; Ascomycota; Saccharomycetes; Saccharomycetales; Saccharomycetaceae. Gene Ontology annotation, molecular function: protein binding. The record is from RefSeq and is a predicted model, not a curated record. Gene Ontology annotation, biological process: proteasome regulatory particle assembly. The transcript has a single exon. Gene Ontology annotation, cellular component: cytoplasm; nucleus. Bases 1 to 657 code for a protein of 218 amino acids.
AUGAAUGAACAACCCUUGCAUUCCCAAUUAUCUAAUCUCAACAUUGAUCCCACCAUUCAUGAGAGAAUUAAGAAGCUGCCAGAUUUAACAAUUAAUGAAAUUGAUUUAUUGAAAACUGAAAUAGAAUCAGAACUCCACAAAAAUUUUUCCAUUUUGAAAGAACAAAACUUAACUAUGGAAUCUCCGUUAGUUACCAGCGAUGGUUUUCCCGACCCAAAUAUUGAUGUUUUGCAAAUAAGAAUCGUCAAGAGAAAUAUAAAUAUGUUAAGAAAUGAUUUAAACAACGUUAUUACUACAUGUGCUUUGAAACUAAACCGACAUUUUGGUAAAGAUAAGAAUCAAAAUCAACAAGAAAGUCUACGAAAAGGUGAAAAUUUUGAUCAUAUUAUACCUUUUGCACAGAUAUAUGAUGUUAUAGAAGGCGGACCUAUUUUCAUUGCCGGUUGUCUAUCAGGUGACGAAUUAGUACUCAUUGGAAAUUUGAAUGCUGGUACUUAUCUAAAUUUGAAUAACAUCUCAAAUUACAUUCUACAAAAUGAAAAUAAAAAAGUCACAAUUAGGAUCAGAAGAGAUAAAAAGCUAUUAGACAUGAUUUUAAUACCAACUAGACAAUGGAACGGUCAGGGUUUAUUAGGUUGUAAGUUAAAAUUACUCUGA